AUGAAUAAAAGUUAUAGCGAACAAGUAAAAUUUACCGGUCGAAAUAAUAAUAAUAAUAAUGAUGAUAAUAAUAUUAUUAAAGACGAAAGGAAUGAUUUAAUUGAUAAUAAAAUAAUAAAAUUUCGAGAUUAUUCUAUCGAUCCGAAAGAUGCGAUUAAAGAAAGAGUACGAAAAACUUAUUAUGAAAUGCAUAAAAAUAUGACGGUUGAUUUUGUACAAGAAAAAAUAAAAAAAUGGAAUAAAUUUGAUAAAUUUGAAGCGACCAUAAUGGAAGCAUUGAAUUUAUUAAAUAAUUUAAUUGAUGAAAGUGAUCCGGAUGUGAAUGUACCAAAUAUUGUUCAUGCUUUUCAAACGGCCGAAAGAAUAAGAAAAGAACAUCCGAAUGAUGAUUGGUUUCAUUUGACGGGUCUCAUACACGAUUUGGGAAAGGUUAUGGCUUUUUAUGGGGAGCCGCAAUGGUGCGUCGUCGGCGAUACUUUUCCUACCGGUUGUCAAUGGGCUCAAAGUAUCGUGUAUCGGGAAAAUAGUUUCGAUGAAAAUCCAGAUGGAAAAAAUGACAAAUAUAACACUAAAUAUGGUAUGUAUGCUCCUAAUUGCGGUUUGGACAAUUUGAUUAUGUCUUGGGGUCAUGAUGAAUACCUGUACAGAGUGUUGAAGCAUAAUUCCUGUUUUUUACCAAAGGAAGCUUUGACGAUGAUUAGGUAUCAUUCUUUUUAUCCUUGGCAUUCCGGUGGAGAUUAUCGACAUUUGUGUAAUGAAGAUGAUGAAAAAAAAUUAAAAUGGGUGAUUGAAUUCAACAAAUACGAUUUAUAUACAAAAUCCGAAACUGUACCGGACAUAGAAGCUUUAAAACCAUAUUAUCAAAGUUUAAUUGAUAAAUAUAUACCUGGAAUUUUAAAAUGGUGA
Pediculus humanus corporis (human body louse) is the source of this 906-nucleotide messenger RNA. Its product is annotated as Inositol oxygenase, putative. NCBI's taxonomy places the organism in Eukaryota, Metazoa, Arthropoda, Insecta, Psocodea, Pediculidae. The coding region runs from base 1 to 906 and encodes 301 amino acids. Gene Ontology annotation, molecular function: inositol oxygenase activity; iron ion binding. The transcript is spliced from 7 exons. The record is from RefSeq and is a predicted model, not a curated record. Gene Ontology annotation, cellular component: cytoplasm. Gene Ontology annotation, biological process: inositol catabolic process.